CUAAGUUGGUAACCCAAAAGAAAUGAAGUUUCUCGCUCGUCUCCAAAGUCCAAACUAGACCGCCGGAGAGAGUACCACGGCUUCCCGGUUCCAGCCCUUCUCCGUCGGCCGGUUGAACGGCUCCUGAGUGCAUUGCCACAGCCUAGGACAUCUCUUAUCUCUGGUGAGCCCCCAUUUUCCGGUGCGAGAGUGCCUGUUUCGGCUGCCUCUUCUCGCAGCUCCAUAUAGCAAGUCAGACACUCGCUGGCGGGAAGCAGUGGAAAGUGGAAAGGUCGUGGCAUCUCCCGCCACGGUCGCGGAUCAGGUGAAUAUCUCUUUCUGUUCGGCCGGACAUCAAAAACCUUCGAGGGAAGCAUCUGAAGGAGCUGCUCCGAAUUGGGAGGAGGUGAUGGCUUCGAAAGGAGACGUUCGGGUCCCUCCACUUCCAUCCGGCGAGCAGACCGUUUGGGUAGACGUCUCUGCUCUGCUUCAAGAGGCUUGUAGCGAUAUUCAGGGCGGCGAACUCAUUCACGGGGAGAAUUUUAGCCUUUUUGCAGCUAUGUCUGCUUUGGAGAUUAUGGAUCCAAAGAUGGAUUCUGGUAUGGAAACAUGUGGCUAUCGUUCCAUUGAAGAAGCUAUUGAUUGCGGUGCUGCACCCAUUCCUUUCAGUUCUGACAGAACAGUUGAUAUUCAGUGUAUGAUUGAUGUCAUGGAUCAUCUUUUAGCUUGUGAGGCUUCUUGGCACAAGGGUCAUUCUCUGGCACAGACGGUCUUCUCUUGCAUAUAUCUUUUGAGAUUCCAAAGGACAUCUUCAAAUGCUUUAUUACAUUCUUAUUGCAGAAUGGUGCGCACAACCUGCCAUGCCAUCCUUUCAGUUGUCUCUGAUGCCCGUACUCAUGAGGAAGAGGAUCUUUUUAUAAUGGCGUUUGGCCUUUCUUUGAAAGAGGAAGGUGAUGAGAAGUGCUUAUCAAUGUUGAGUGCAGUGGAAGAAACUGUUUGUCGUCAGUUGCGUGCUUGUAAAGCUUUGUUGUCUAAAAAGAAGGCAAUUGAAGAUGUUGAGCCUUUGCAGGCAAAUCCUGACUUAGAAGAAGGAUAUUGCAGAGCGGUUUUAUGUCGCUUACGCUUCCGUAAGCACCUUCAUCAUGUUCUUACGUGUUUGAGGAAACCUCAAGGAAGGGGUCUGGAACUUGCAAGGAAACACAUAGCUUCUUGCUUGUUAGAGCUUGCAGCUAUGCGUGAAUCGUCAGGGUUCCUUGUCUGUAACGCAUAUGUGACAUCUCAAGUGAAUAUUGAAGACAGAACUACAGCAUCUGGUUGUCCUCCUGCUGGAUUUGAUGCUAACUUAAAUGCUAGAUUAUCCGCUCCGACACCUCCACGUGCAAUAAAAAUCCUUAGCUGGACAAAGACACUUGAAUAUUUCGAGAAAUUGCUGCAAGAUCUGGAUGUCAUAUGUGCAUUAUCUUUAGAUCUCCAUGUAGAAGAACUUCUUGAGUUCAUUGUUAAAUUCCAAAAAUCUCAACCUGAUUUGGUUGCAAGAGCUCAUCUGCAGGUUCUACUGAUUCAUGAUGGGAAGCUGUAUGGGCGAGAUCCUUUCCAUGAAGUGAUCUCUCAGGCUACGGCACUGCCUCAUAUUAUGAAGAACACAGAGUUACAGAAGCAUGAACUGAUACAACGUUUGGGACAGUUACUGAUCAGUUUGCUAAAGAUUCUUUGCACAAAUACUGCAUGGCAAAGGCGUAAGCUUGGAAAGAUCUUGCAAGACUGGAGUAUCAUUGCAGGGCAGCUGGAUUUAAGUAGUUCAAAAGAAUCUGGAGAUUCCUUCAGUGUUUCCAUUGAUGAGCUUGUGCAGAAUUCGUGGGCGAAUACAUCAGCAAAUCUACUUAUUUGGACAGAAGAACAGAUUUACUGGAUUGCUGCUCGUUACCUCAUGCUUGGUUUUGAGCUGGAACUCUAUGGCCCUGGUGAAUACUGCAUGGUCUACUGGUAUCUUUACAUUAUAUUUGUCAAACUGAUGGAGAAAGCUCAACUCAGAAUAUCUCAAAACUCUGAUGCAUCCAGAAGAAAAGGGAAGAAAAGAAGGGAAAACUCCAAGGACAUGGCAAGAGAUGCUCGACUUUCACCAAAGAUGUUGUUGCUUCAGUGCUACAUUUACCUUUCUGAAGGGCUUGCAAUGAUGAGUGCAGCUUUGGCUAAUGAACGCCAGUUGGUGAAAAAGUGGUCUGCUUUCAGUACCGAGCAGGAGAGAUUCUUCCAGCACUUUGAUCUCCUUCUAAAAGCACGUGUGCCUGAUGGUGUUUCGUACCCCCUUUUCAAGGACUCAACAGCCCAUGUGAAUUUUUCUGCUAUAGUGAGAUACAAUUAUUUCCGGGACAUCCAGAGGAUUUCAAAGGAGCUCAGAGGUACCUUUUCUGGGGACCCUGAGAGGCUAUCGGAGCUUCGCCAGAUAGAACAGGUUGCUGAGCACAAUAGGAUUGCGUUAAAUGUAAUUCAUCAGGUUGGUGCCUGUGACCCCUCGCUCGAGAUAUCAUUUGUCUUCGGCCACCAUACCUGCUUUGCAGUUGCAAUGGUGAAGAGAGCUUAGCAUGUUGUCAAGACCCUCCAGUUAUGGUGCUUAUGCGUCAAAUCCAUGCCAUCAUGAUUAUUUCAAUUGUAGAGCUAUUAAUUCCAUUUUCCUCGGGGACAGACUAUAGAGUUUCAUAUAGCAGAGCUCGACAUAUAACAUUCUCUGAAUAAACAAAUGAUGGUCAUCCAAUAUCUAAAAUGCCAUCCCUACAUGCCAAGAGAUGUUCCCAUUGUAUAUCAUGCAGGUCCUGCUACUGCCCCACCUUGUUGAUCGGGCACAGCAUAUUUCUUCGUGCCCUACAAUUUUGUAGCCAAUAUCCAAUGUAAAAACUUUAUUCAGCUGUCAACUUUCAUUUCUUGCCCCUUUUUCAUGGAGGUAAUUGUUGUAAAAUGUGUUGAGUUGUUCUCUAGAUUAAUAAAAUAUUGUUAAUAAAUUUCCAUAUGCUCAUAAA
Messenger RNA from Nymphaea colorata (pocket water lily), 2993 nucleotides. RefSeq lists its product as uncharacterized. Gene Ontology annotation, cellular component: NatC complex. The record is from RefSeq and is a predicted model, not a curated record. The transcript has 17 exons. Lineage: Eukaryota; Viridiplantae; Streptophyta; Magnoliopsida; Nymphaeales; Nymphaeaceae. Bases 389 to 2560 code for a protein of 723 amino acids. Gene Ontology annotation, biological process: N-terminal peptidyl-methionine acetylation.